CCGCCUCACUUCCUCAAUUCCAGUCCUCAUCUUAGGGCGGCAGCCAAGAGACGUCAAGCUCAACGAUGGCAACCGCGUGAACAGGAAGCUAGGCUGUUCACUUUCAAAUUAAAAGCAGGUCUUGGAAAAUGAUAUUCGUGUAUAUUUGCGAGUAUUCGGCGUGAAAAAAUAUGUGUUGUAUGUAACAAAAUACACAAUCACUGUCUUCAAUAAAGUAAGUAUAUAGAGAUGUCCAGAAAAGAUUUUAACUAGCCCAAGUGGUAUCUAUUUACUUAACAGUUUCUCAACAUUUAAGACCUUCAAUUUUCAAAUUUGAACUACUGUGGUGAAUUUGUGGUCCCUUACCUUGGCAUUUACCUGUAGUGCAAUUUUAUAAUAAUAAUAAUAAUUAUUAUUAUUAUUGUUAUUAUUAUUAUUAUUAUUAUUAUUAUUAUUAUAUUUAUUCUUAUUCUUAUUAUUUAUUAUUAUUAUUAUUAUUAUUAUUAUUUACUUAUUUAUUUAUUUCCUUUUUUACAAAAAUCUAUCCCGCUUUACUUUUAGUGUUAGGGCGAUAUUUUUAUUUGUAGGAUGGUAGAGGAAAGUCCCGCCUCCUUCGCCUCUGAUUGGCUAAAAAAGCUGGCAUUAUCGUCAAAUGCUUAAGCCAAACGGGGGCUGUCAGCUCUGUACAUUGAACAGGAAAGAACAUUAUUGCACUUUUGAAUCUCCUAACCCUAACUCUUACCCUGAUCCUAAUCCUAACCCUAACCCGACAGAUGAUGACGUUUCGCAGCCAUAAGGAAUAACCAAUUGGAGCCCAGCACUUCUAGCCAAUAAGAGGCGAAUAAGGGCAGGACCUUCCCCUACAAUCCUACUGCGCAAUGUUGGUUUCAGGAAGUUGAGAGAAAACGCAGAAUUACUGAGAGCUUUUCAGCUUCAAAUCCGUAUACUGGCGGAAGGCAGAACCAAGUUGUUCAUAGUAUAUACAGUCUAUGUUAGUAGCAUUGUAUAGUCUUGUCGCAGCAAUUAUAUAUAUAUAUUAUACAUAUAUUAGAAAUUAAUUAAUAAAAUAAUGCUCUUUUUUUCACUGAUAGUCUCACUUGCGUAUGUUUAGUCAACCUUAUAACCAUAUAAAACUCAUUUUAGUUGUUUCAAGCUCACUUCUAAACUUAAAUUUUUAUUUUUUUUAAUCAGUUUUUAUAGGCACACAGGGGAAAAAAAACGAGAAAAAAUUAUAACAUAAUAUAAUGGUAAAAAAAAAAAUUGAAUAGCAGCCGUUGAGAGUCUUAUUUUGAAAGCGUGAACCGGAAGCCUCGUCGUUAGGUCGGUUUCCUCCGCUGUAGUGUUGGAGAAGUUAAGUGUGGAGAACCAUCAUCACACAAGUGGCCGAGAGGCAGAAGAAGAGGCGCUGAACAAGUUUCCCUCUUCUUUCUUUGGGGAUAACAAACUCAGUGAGUGUCAUCGUCCGGGGACACAAACUCCGGUCAACAUGGCUGCUCUUUCAGCCUGGUUCUGGAACGAGAGGUUCUGGCUGCCACAUAACGUAACCUGGGCGGAUCUGGCGGACCCAGCUCCCGGGGUGGAGUACCCCAAAGCUGGACACUUGUUUAGUGCUUUACCGCUGGCUCUGGUCAUUUUCACCGUCAGGAUCCUCUUUGAAAGGUGAGUUAAAUCCGGAGGUGAGUUUCCUGAAACUCUUUUUAAAGCAGGUUUAUGGGCAGAAACAGAUGAUGGAUUUACUCAAAGAUACCCCAAAGUUUAUCAACUGUUAUUUAUUUAUUCACAAACCAACACUUCUCCUCUGACCUUCACUCUAAACAUACUUACUUUGAUUAUUCUUCAUGUUGGCCUAUUAUUGAUCACUCAUUGUGACACGUGUAGUGGGAAUUGCCCUUUGUUUAUUUAUUUAUUCUAAAGAGAGAUUGUUUAUUUAAUCAAAUAUACAUACAGAACAAUUUAGAUAAGAAAUAACCUAUUUUUUUGGAGUUGGUAGAAGCUGUUUAGCCUAUUUGUACCCACCCUCAUUCUUUCCUGUUCGUUGACCCUUUACAUUUGACAAUUUCUGAGUCUAACAUGAAUAUGUAACUAAUCAUUAAUACUGAAAAAAAGACCUAAUAUAUACAUAUAUACAUCCAUACCCAUAUACACACAAAUAUGCACUUUAUAUAUACCUAGAAUACUUCAAAUCUCUCAUUUGUACUACCAUAUACAAUAUAGUAAGAGUGGCAAAACAAAAAUCCCUUUUCUAAGUAUCUUUCAAUCAUACUCUCUAAAUUCUAUUCUAUAUCCUCUAUUUUCUCUUGACUCCUGCUUUAAUCUGAACCGUUACAACUCAACCUUUAUAGGUUUUGUUGGGGGAAAUCCUUUUCCAACAAACUUAGCAUCGGUGUUUGUAUAACUUUAGACGUGUUUGCAGAGCUAAUCACUGACCAAUCCGCUUAUUGUGUCUUUAGCCCUGCCAGCUCGCUGCCUCUGUGACACUGACACAUCUGUUUGUCACCUCGCCGCUGUGUGAUCCAGGUAUCCGUGCAGAGAGAGGUGCAGCUGAGCACUUUGCUCAGGGUUCAGGCUGCAAAAGUUGGAAAGGCACUAGUGUGAUCACAUGGCAUCCAACUACACACAGAAACCCACACACACACACACAGACACGGUCUUGGAUGACAGCCAGCUGUGAGACUUGCUAUACAGCCAGCUUGAGAUGUCCUGAGGGCAUUUUGCUUUGACAAAAAAAAUAAAAGAGCCGAGCUUUCUGAUAUUGUCUGAGAGUUGUUGCGUAGUUCAGAUAUGUGGGAGUUAUCUGACUUGACCCUCUUCCUUAAAUAGAGAUAAGGUCAGUCCAAGCUACUACUAAUAAACUGAUAAGACAGGAAAGAGUGGAAUUACUUGUGAAUCAAUCUUAGUCGAGUGUAACAUGCCGCAGGUGUGUCUGGUCUGGUCUGGUUAGGUGUUGGGUGUAUUUUUCAACCUCAAGACAAUGUUUAUUUAAAUUUUUAAUUACUGUCGUAUCACAACAAGAGAAUCCUGAGGUUGAUGUCAGUAAUUAUUCGCUUAAUAAUGGAUGCUAUUGGUGACGUUUUGUCUCUCUCCAACUCCAAGACAGACUCCACCCUAAAAAAGUUUGAAUGCAAAAUUUAGUAACACUGAUUCUGAUGGUUUGUAAAGUAACUUAAACCCAUAUUUUAUUGAAAAUAGAGCAAAAACAAAACGACAAAAAUCAAACCUGAAAAGAUGAUUUUGCAUUAAAAAAAAAACUCAAAAUAACAAAAAACAAAUAAUGAAUAAAUACGAAAACCCCUGGUUGAACAUCUUUUAUCUUAUUUGGAGCAGGUUAGUUACCUGACUGGGUGUUAACAGAGAGGCUGAGUCUUUUAGAAGGAAAGAUAGGAAGCUGAAACUAAUACUGAGUGGCCUGAUCUUUGGGCUCCCAGACAUGAGUCUGUUGUGGAAACCACUGCACAGGCUAAAUAUCACCCCCUGAAAUGGCCUGUUAACACGGCUUGUUGAUGCAUCCACAAAUACAGGUUAAAAUAGUAUCUUGUUUUGUGGUAACCAUAAACAUGUUACAGAAAUGCAGGCGACUUUUCAUGAUCUGAGCUCGUUUGAGAUGGGCUGAGUCGUUAAAGCACUGGCAGGUUCAAAUGUAAAUGUCAUGAUUUAUGGAUCUAAUAAAAGAUUAAUGUGGGGUUAAAGCGGGGUUUAGAGAAGGUUAAUUAUUCUGCCAGUUUGAGGUCAGGUGGACAGCUGCAGUAUAUGGUUGUUACAUAGAUCUGGAGGUGAUAUAGGAUCAUAUAAAAACACUCAGAGCUUAUGUGAUGAUAUGAACUGUGUGAAUCAUUGUAGUUCUAAUCUUACAGUAUAUGCUUAGUAACUAUUACAUAAAUGUGAGGAAGUUCAAUGAACAUGAUCAGAAGACAUUGACUUCUAAUGGUGUUUACAUUGUCAGCUAACAGCUGUAAAAAGUUAUUUGAUCAAGGUUCACAGAGAGUGCUACAGGAAUUAUUCUCAUACCAUCAGACUUAACGCCAGUGUAAGUGGGGUUCUUGUGAGACACCUGAAAUAUGGUGUGUGGUCAAAAAUCAAGCUUAGAAGAUUUCCACAUUCUACUUUAUGACAGGAAUAAAGUUGUGAGUGGAUGUCCGAGUCAGAAUCAUUAAAUAUUACGUGUUUCAAUAUGUUGAUUGUUCUCAAGUGCAAAGAUGAAUGUACAGAGGUUACCUGUGACAUCAAGAUAUCAUUAUAUUGAACUCUGUUGGCUUCAGUGGAGGUGCUGCUGAGGUCAUGUGACUGUGUUGUAGUUUGUUUACUGGUAAAUUCCCUCUGGCUAUUGUUUUUUACUUGUUAAGUCAUUAAGUUUGUGUCACUUGUAAAGUGUUUCUGUCAGGCGCAGGUGAAACAAACUCGACCUGCAGAGUUGGCCUUCAAAAAGAAGUCUUCCCUUCUAUUAUGGACUGAAUGCACAUACAGGUGGUAGGGCUGCACGAUUCAUCGAUUUUAAAUCAUAAUCGGAUUAUAUGAUCAUGAUGAUGUCAAAAAAUUUAAAUCAUCAAAUCGAUUUUCCUGUCAUAGAGAUUAUUUCGUGGCUAGAUAGAGCAAGAGCAAGUCAGUCGUGUUGAAUUGGUCCGACUUCACAGUUUCAGAUGAAGAGUACACCUCUCCCUGCUGCAAAGUCUGUCUGAAGGCGGUAUCAACCCGUCCACACGGAAAUGAAUUCAAGAGUAAACGCUAAAGAUUUUUGUCGUAUCGACGUUUCGGGUGACUGUAAACUGUACUUUUUGCACUACAUCAUUUUCAGUGGUUUGGUUUUGAGAGACGAUAGAAAAACAUUAUUUUUGAAGUGAAGUUUAGUGAAGUUGUCUCUGAAAAAAAAAUGUAAAAUCAAAGUUUUGGGAUUUUAUUUUUGGCCAAAAUCAUGCAGCCCUACAGGUGGUUGAGUUGAUGUGAAUUCAGUCAGGAUUUUCUGUAGUUUUCUAACAGUCACAGUAACAGGAUUAGGUCUAUACCUGUAAUAAUAUUUAUGUUUAACGGAAAUUAUGAAGUUAUAUCAGAUACAUGUUACAGUCUGGAUCAGUUACAGGAGAUCACCUGUUGCCAUUCUGGCAAGGUUUUCGAUCUUGACACCAGCCCCGCUUCGGCGUCAUGUCGUAUCUGUUGAAUUCAAACAAGAUCAAGUGGCUGUAAAUAAGGAGCAAUCAGAUAUGGAGGCGUCUGAUAAGAUGCACACACUGUCUCAGGUGUUGCAGUCGACCGUCUGUCCCUCUCUGGUGUGAGGUCGUUUUCAGGGUGAAGCGGAUUCACAGCGAUGUUAUCAGGGAGCGUUUUACUCCGUCACUGCUGACACUCCAACCGGCCCGCUGCUUCAUUCAUUUAUUUAUCAGAAAAAAAAAACAGCAUCACACCGCAGCUUGAGUUCCUACUCCUGUGUCUGCAGAGCUCAAACACAAGCUGUGCUGUUUGUUAGCACACAGUGUACUUGACACAACAUGAAGCACACACUCUUUGUGCCCACCCACCUGCUGUCUGAGGAUUAGUGACACACACAAGCACACAAUGAGGAGGCUGAGUUUGGUUUGGGGGUGUUCACUCUGACACAUCCUGUCAGACUGAGAGUUUGAUUCAUGGCCCGAUUUCACUCAGACUUUCCUUUUUUACUUCCUUUUCUGUCUCUAUCUUCAAAAAAUUGCAAGAAAGAGAAAAAAUUGGAGCUUUUGUCUUUAUGCAAUAUUCUCAGUUUUAGUUAAUAAUGGAAACACUUCUGCUGAUUCACUGUCUUUGACUUUGACCCGGCUCAAAACACAGAAAGACUCCCCAGCCUUGGCUCGUGUUAGUAUUCACAUAAAGUCACUGAGGGCUUAGAUUAACUACCUGAAUUCAAGUUGACACAAUCACUGAAUUAAGAUUCAUUUUUUAAAAUUUGACAGACCAGCUGAAGAUGAUAGGAAAUACAGAUAGCACAGAGUGAGGGAAGACAUGGAAGCGACAAGGACUGAAGCCUCUGUUUAUGGGACAUGUGCUGUAACUGCGAAGCCAAACUGGUGCUCUGAGGUUCAAGUUUGACAGCUUGUUUGUUUGUUUUUUUUAAAGUAGGGCUGUCAGCAAUUAAUCUUAAAUUACAAAAAAUCCCAGACUGUCAAUAGUUGCUUAGAAUUUAAUUGCACUCUGAAUUGUAUGUUUUAAAAUCUAAUAUUUUGCAUAUGGAGAUCGUUUUUAAGUCAACUGGAAACAAUGCAAAGCGAUUUGUGCCCGUAUCUCAAUUAAUAAGUCAGGUAAAUGCAGUGAAUGACACCCUGUGAUGUUAGCUGAUAGAUUUACUAAUAGACUGUAUAUACUAUGAACAACUUGGCUCCGCCUCCAGCCAUUGUGCGAAUUUAAAGCCGAAUUGCUCUUUAUUUCUGGGAUUUUCUUCACUUCCUGGAAACACCACUUGCGCAUUCGGCGCAGGAAAGUCGUUGUGAUGACAUUCUGCUCAAACAGCGUAUCCCCUGGGUGAGCUACGAGUCUUCGUACGCCCAUAGGCUGUAUCAGGUGUCAAUCAUAGAAAACAUGAACCACCAAAUAACUUUUAAAAAAUGGAGCUGUACAGAAAAAAGAGGACAUGAACACAAACCAGUCUGACAGUAACUACAUGUCAACAUCACAACCAUUAUGUUUCAUACUGGUCUUAUACCCCUGAACCAGGAACAGUAAACUCAAGUCUUUCCCAACAGAUUCACACUCAGUCUUUUUAGCUGCAGCUGUAUGUUUCACUCGUCAAUUGAAGCUCUUCCUCAAAGUUCUUCAACGAGAUCUGAAGUCUUUUCAAUACUAAGUGAACGUUACUUUGGACUUGUUAAGGAAAGGGCUGGUCGACACAGCUGUGCCUAAAGGGGGAAUAACAUACCACCUGUCAGGAUAGUCUUAUCUGGACUGAUGUCUUAAAACUGACAGGAUUCAUUUCAAGUCUGCUAAUGUUCUUCUUUCAUGUCUUCCAGGCUGCUACUUAAAAACUGGAAAGACAGGAAAGAAAGUCAUUACACUGAAAUCAUUGUCAGGUCAAGGGUAACAUGUAAUCUUCGGUGUAACUCUCCUUUAAAUUCCUGCAUUUGUGUCUCUUCUAUCUAAACUGUCGUCUGUAUCUAUAAAUAAUCAAAGACUGACUUUAUUUAUAAUCAGUCAAUUCAAUAAUUUUACAGCCUAAGAUACAAAAUCACUAUCCUCCUCCUCAGCUGUGAGGAUUUUGUCACGGUUUUUAUGAUUAUUUGGGGUUUUUCUCAGAGUUUUGGUUUAAAAGAGGAGCAAUAAAAUAAGUUUUAUGAAAAUACAAAGGUCAGGCUGUUGAGUUAAAUUGAUGAUAAACAUAAACUUCAACUUUCCCAACGACUUCCUUUAUUCUGACGUGCGUUUUACAGCAGCAGCUUGCUGUGGUUAGACUCAAACUGAGAGCGUUAACCUUCUCUUAGCACUUCCGUUUUCACCUUUUUUAAAAAUAAAAUCCUUUGUCAGUGUUUUUACCACAUUUAUCUGCUAAUCUGCUAAUCACCUCGUGUGAUCGCUGCUGCUGUGCUGAGAAGUUAUAGUUCUAUGAACCGAGAGGAAGAGGUGCAGAUAUUAUUUUAGUGAUAUGUUUUGUUUUUAUUGAGGAUGGAGGUCAGACAUGUCAAGUUUUCUGCACCUUUUCCAUGUGAUGUUCAGGAGUUGUCUUCUACCUUUCUCCUCCCAGGUUCUUCCUAUUCCUCCUCCCAGUAAGCCCCUCCUCUUCCAGACCAGUUCCUUCUUGUUCGAUUCCCGUCGCGGCGUCUCUCUUGGCGCUGACUUUGCAGAUAGGAGCAGUCAGGCUGUUGGAGUGUGCGAGACUGGGCCGUCUUAAGCUGUGUCAUGUGUUGCCUGGUGUUUUUUGUGUGUGUGUGUGUGUGUGUGUGUGUGUGUGUGUGUGUGUGUGUGUGUGUGUGUGUGUGUGUGUGUGUGUGUGUGUGUGUGUUUGAGAUUAUGAGCAGCCAGACUUGCUCUGUAAUCUGUUGUAGCCGUUUGGACUGUUUCCUCUUGAAACGAGCAGGUGUUUACUGUGACAGAGCUGUUACAGGAAGUAAGGACUGACCCUGAACAGAAAUGGGAUGUGAUUUAAUGAAGUCCUGCGUCCACAGAACCUGGUGUACUCUGAAAUUUCAGAACUCAUGAAGAGGAAAAUGGGCGUGUAAUAAUUGAUAUGUUAGAUAAAUACAAAAAAGUGAUUUUUAGGAGAAAAGGUGUGGUAACUUUUAGUUUUUUUAUCACUAAAACACAAUUUCUACUUCUCCAAGAAUAACCACACAGCAGGUAUUUGGCUAAAAAUACUCAAUGAUAGUUUGAGACGAGGACGACUAGCUUGGAUUGUUUUGUAUUUUACAGACAGCACUUGCUAAUGGCACAGAGCCAGCUUGUCGCAUUUCAUCCAUAGCUUCAUAUCAGGAUGUUAGCAGCUACAACUGAUUUACUAUUCAACUCAGGAGCAACUUCUGAAACUAAAGGCAGCCAGAGUCUCAAGAGCAGUGAACACUUUCUAGGAGCUCUGAUGUAACUGUUGAGCAGCAGAAAUCCACAUCCAGCCUUGCCCUGAUUCGUCAUGCUUUGCCAUUGUUUUUGGUCUGACUAAUAACGUUAGAAAAUUGGAGUUUGAGCCCAGGGAGUGGGUAUGUUGUAGAGUUCACUAACAUGCAAAUGUUGAUAAUGUUUAAUAAAAUAAUACACUCUCUGACCCGUUUACAAAAAGUAUCGUUUACAGUCACCUGAAACGCCGUUUCUGUGUGGAUGAAACGCCGAUAUGACAAAAAACUUUAACGUUUACUCCUGAAUCUGUUUCCGUGGUGACGGGUUGAUACCGCCUUCAGACAGACUUUGCAGCGGGGAGUGGUUUACUCUUCAUCUGAAACUGUGAAGUCGUAUCAAUUCAACACGACUGACUCACUCUUGUCCCAUUUAACCACAAAAUUAUCGCCUUCUUUUGCAAACCCCAUGUUUGUUUACACUGGUGUGUGGGAAGGGGGAGCCUACGGUGUCCUGGAGGCACGAGACGUGAUAGAGAGGAAAAUCAAUUUGGUUUUCAUUUUUUUUAACUUUGUCAUAAUCAAAUAAUCUGAUGGUGAUUUAAAAUCGAUUAAUCGUGCAGCCCUAACAAUGUAAAACAAUUCAUACAGUCUUGCAUCUUAGUUUUAUUCUUAUUCGUAUAAAUGCUGCUCUGCUUCACCAGUGUGGUCUGAAACCUCGGCCCGGAGGCAGGAUACAACUUAUUCUGUGAAAAACUGAUUAUUUUACACUAUUUCUAAACUAUAACACUGGAGUACAUUCACAAACUGUCAAACAGUUUCAGUUCGGUGUGCCGUUAUUCAGGAAUUCCAGUUUGAUCACUUUUCCCGUUUCAUUCUCUUUAAUUCCGUGUUGGUGAAACUAUUGUUCCCCGUGACAGUUAGGCAUAUGACCGGUCUCAACAUGCCAGCCUGAGGACAUCCCUUAGACCCGAGUCUUCCAGAGUCUGCAGGCAGUUACCUCCCAUUUUGGCAAGUUCCUCCAUGUAGUUUCACUCACAGGUCUACGUAGAUUCACAUUCUGAUCUGAUUGGCUGCACCUGUAUGCUUCACUCAUGGGUGGUACAUCUUCAAAUCGAAGUCAUAGAUUUUCUCCUUCCUUGAACAUCAGUGAGUCACUCGUCAGACUUGUUUUUUACACAUCGCCUGAUUUUCUGUAUUUCACGCCGAAUGUUCUGAGUCUUUAAACAUCCUCCUUGUUCUGUUUAUUUCACACAUAAUGUGACAUUGUCUCCAUCCCAGGUUUCCUCCAGGACCCACCAAUUCUGUUUGAGAACACGCUUUAACCUCGUGAGUCAAAUGAAGGCCACAAUUACAUAAAGUGCUGAGCUAUGAAUAGAGUCGGGUCCGCGCUUCAGUCUGGAGAGCUCUUCCAGUGUCAAGGUUGUGUGUGGCUCUCUGCUCUUCCCCGGGUCCACACUGACUCUGUCCCCUGGUAACAGUCUUUGUGUAUGUCGCAGUGGUCCGGUUCUGCGGAGGAACGGGGAUGUUUUGACGUUUAACAUAAAUAGAUUCGCUCGUAUCUCCUGCUAUGCUGCCGUCUGCCAAUUAGCUCCGCAGGCUCGGACUUGCACAGACUUUUUUUUUGCUGAUUUAUUCUCCCGUUUGUCAUGCAUUUGAAAAAUCUGCACUCACAAAGGAACCCGGACCAGAUCAGCGCACGUCUCAGCCCACACAUGUCAGAGUAAAACAGGUUAAUGGAGAUUCGCAGACGGAUAAAGCAGGCUUGUAAAGUCAAGCCGGGGUGAAUCAGAGUGAUGUAAGUGCUGCGCUACGUUACGCUCAAACCUGCGCCGUCUUCGCGCUCUUAGGCGUCAAACUGCCAAAUGGAAAUCAGUGCAGGUUUACUUAAAGAAAGAUUUAAUGCUUCUGGUGCACUCAAGGACAUGAAGAUCACCUCGAGUGACUUUUAACGACAUUGAAAGUGAUCUAUCCAGUCUGACUUCUCCUUACUUUGUUUUUACCUCCAAGAGAUCUCUAAGGUUUAAGGGCCCGCUUACCUCCACUGUCGUGACAUGUAUUUGUAAUGUGAAGCAAAGCCUUUGUCAGCUUUGAGUCGUUUUUUUCAAAAAGAGUUAAAAGAACCUGUUUUCUGAACUCUGUCUUCAGUGUGAGGGUUGUCUAACACGGCCGCUUUGAUCCACAUACCUGUCAUUUCUCCGAGCUAAACGCCACUUCAGGACGGAGAACAAAGUGCUCAGAGCUAAAGAGCUGCUUCAUACAGGGAGGCAAUAACAGAAUCACAGAGAGAGAAAGAAGUGCUGAUGGUUUUACUCGAGGGUUCGAGGGUUUUCCUGUCGUCCUCAUGAAGGAACACAAAAGCUUCAGCUGUUAAGUGGCGAGUGUCAGAUUUCUAUCACCAGGAACACUCACCUUACACACCGCUGAGACGGUACAGGUUUCAUCAUAUAGGGGAUUUCACUCCAGUCCAACAUGAAUCUAUUAUUGUUGUUCCAACACUCAGAGAACAUGAUGAUCUCAGGCUGUUAGUGCCACGCCUAGUGCCCCCAUGAGCCUAUUUGAAUGAAUAAGCAGAGCCGUGUAAGACUGCUGUAAGUGACGCCACUCUCCACAAACUGGUCCUGCAUCAGAGGGACCGCGCACGUGCACACAUAGGGCCCUAGGGGUGCUUGACAAAAACAAUCCUCUACCUAAGGCCAUAGCGCCGGCACUAAAAGUGUUAUUACCGUAACUCCGUCAAAGUUUGUCCGAUCAGAAAAAUGUCAGUGGCGUUGGAAAGCUAAGAGCUGUGGACGUGUGCACAUAUAUGAUUCACUACAGUAGGAAGUAUCGACAGAGCGCUACACAGCUUCUCAAUGCCGUAACUCCUUGAAAGUACGGUAUAUAUUACGGUAAUCUUGAACUGUACCACCAAAACCACAACUUUGACAGGAGCGAUGGAGAAAAGGAGAGUAGAGGAAGAGAGUGAAGUAACAGAGCAAGCAAAACACUCAGUACGUUUACAUGACACUAGAGAAAACUGAAUUAUCGCCGUACUCCGAUUCAGACCGGACAACUGAAGUGCAUGUAAACACCUUAGACCAACUAUAAUCAGAGUUGGAGAACUACGAUUAAGACACCCAGAUAAUGCGAUUGGAAUUCAAUUUUCUCUACCAUGUAACCAGCGUAGUUGGAGUACGAUUAGACAAUGCAUGUGCGCCACACCCCCAUAACUCCGGAACAAAAACACCAGAGAAGAGGAGUAGCGUACGUCUCAUCUGCAGAAAAAGUAGUGCGUACAUCAUGUAGGACAAAAACAACGCUGUACGACACUCCAUCUUCUUGCUCCAAAACGUCCAGCAGCAGUUGUAGACAGUUCUGACGUCUGACACCUGCUGUUGUUGGUGACAGCGCUGCUGAAAACUUUUGGGGGAGGAGGACACGUUCACGUCAAUAAUUCAGUUUACACGGACAAGGAGAGAAGUCCGAUUCAGUGAAAAAAACAAAUUAUGAGCUCUGAUUAAGCUCUGCAUGUAAACGCACUGAGUGUUUUUUUUGUUUAGAAAUAUCGUAAUAAAUAUUAGUUGAUAGUAGUAAAUAUAUAGUAAUAUAUGAAACGACCACUGCAGUGCGUAGAGGAGGAGGAGGAGAGCUGUUUGGAGAAGAGAGUUGUAGGUUAUCUGUGUUAGAAAUAUUACCAUCUGUAUUUAAACUUGAUUCAUGUCACGUUGACACAAAAGAAAUGGCAAUUUCAUAUCACUCUCACCUACACAGAACACACAGCUAAGUAGUUAGCUCUCUAUUAGUACUUUGUUUUUAAAUUUUACAUUAAUUUCAAUAUUGUGGGGAAAUAAAAUGGCACUUUUCCUAAAUGUGUCGAAGUGAGGACUUUGUAACAGCUCAGGUGGAUUUACCAAAAUGAUAUCUCUGACAUAUUUGAGUUUAGUUAAUAUUGUCAUGGUUAGUGCUUUAAAUGAAAGCCUCGCCUCUGUUUGGGACCAACUAAUCAUGUUAAAAUCUCCUUCAGAGCUGCUGGAUUAACACUCCGCCUGGAUUAGGGAUCCUGAGAGGUUUGGGUGCUCCACUUUUCAAGUUAGUUUUUUGGGGAUGUUUGUGAGGGAAAAAUUCAUUUUCACAUUUCUACUUAUAAAUAUUUCCACCCCCCUAUAGAGAAUUAGAGAUAUAAACCUCGGACACAUAUUUAUCUGUUUUUUAUUUAAUCUGAAAUUUAAAACUGAGUAACAUAAACUGUCAUGAUUCCUUAAAUGAAUCUCAAAUAUUGAGUUUAGUUCAUGUUUAUUGGUCCAUUAAUAACAGUUUAAUCUGUUUAUAUUGUUCUUUUCCUCCCCUCAGGCUUUUCAUUCUUUUCAUGCUCUGAGCUGCACUGAGAGCUGAGUGAUCACAUGAUCAAGUCGCACUGUGACAUUUCAAACUGUGGAUGGGCGUUUUUUUCAGACUCAUUUGUCACAGUUCCCUCUAAAGUGAGUUUACACUUUCCUCCUUCCAGACAUGAACAUUCGUGGGAUUCCUCGUUAACACUAAGUGAUGAAGUCAGUUGGAGGGCAACAGUUCAUCGCAGACUAACAUCUGAAAUUCAGUCUCGAGGGUUUUUUCAUCGUAUGUCAGUGAAAUUCCCGAUUUUCUUGGAUUUUGUCAGACAGAAUUUAACUCACGAACAGAAAACCACUGAUGCUGUUGUUAACCUUUCUUCACCAUACAUGACUCCAACCGUCAUCUCGUUUCCACGCAGGUCACCAUGUUGGCCGCCCAGUUUGAAAAAUGAAGCAUGAAUAAGUAUGAAUAGCGACUCUGAACAGAGAACCCAAAGUAUGUGUGCAGUUAUGUAAAUUCUAAACAUUGUGACAGUCACAUGAGAACAAUGGCAGAUGUGUUGACUUAACACACGCACGCACGUGUUUUGAAUGUUUUUAGAUUGUGGCGGGACAGCUACUGUCACUUGACCAUCUAUUUGGAAUAGUUUUUAUUGUUUCCCAUCAGUCACGACGGCUUUUUAGCUCAAAUAAUGUUGUUAUUACGUUGUUCAAUAUUGCAAUAACAGUAAAAAUAGUAAUAAAGUGGAUGUUAUGGCUCAUAGUUUGGUCCAUCUGCAGUGUUUCCCUGUUAUUGAAAAUGAUCAUGAUCAUGUCUGACACGCUGCAUGUCGCUGACCUUUAUCUGAGAUGGUGAAACCCUCCCACACCGUCUACAUUUUCUGUCGCAUUUGAAGCCGAGAACAUGCAGGUCAGCGUCGCGUCUCUGCUCCGUCGAGCAGCGCUCUUCGUCGCCCACAGGAUACGUGUUUGGAGCGUGUCAGCAGCGUAGUGCAGCCCCGGUCAGCUGGUCUCAGUAUAGAGGAAACAACAAGCUCACAACAGGUUGUUUUGCCUUUCUGUGGUCGAUUUCCUGAUAAUUUGGAUGUGAAAAAAAAGCAACGUGAUCUUACAGUUUGCGUUUUUGCAGGUUUACUCGUGUUUAAUAAAGUAAACGAUGUUCCUUUAUGCUGUGUUGUUACCUUCAGACAGAGUUAGCAGUUCAAAGUCCUGGAGUCUGGAGUCGACAAAUGGUGUUUUAUUUUGAAAGUUACCAGAUGACGUGCCGUUUCCAUGCUUGACAUCCUGUCUAGAGCAAUCUUCUCUGUGUAGAUUGACUUGGAUUGAUUGGAAGCGUAGAGAAAAUAGACUUGGAGCGGAUCUUUAGCAGAGUCAUGAACGACAUGCUUAUAUUAGUCUGUUAGUUUUAAACGAAUAAAUCAGCGUUGCCUUCUGACAUUGGUGCACGAUACAUGAUUUGCAGAUGGGCUGAUCUCUGUCAUCUCUUACAGAUGUUAUGCCGAUACAUUGGUCAGCUGAACAGUGUUCAUUGAUGAAAUCAUUUUAAUAUGAAUGGAUGUAUUUAACAGUCCCCUGCUGGAUUAUAUGUUCAGUCAUUUACUGAUUAGAAUAAUGUUUAUUCAGAUUUCAAAUAUCUCAUCACGUUUUAAUCUUUCCUAACAUCAACAGUAUCUUUAUUUUCUCACAUAAAAGACGUUUAAAUUCUCCUGAUUCUUCAGAAUUUUCCACAAACAAAAUCUGAUUCCUGGUUCCUGACCCUGCAGCAUCCUCUGGGAGUCAGUUUUGAGCCGAGUGACUCAUUGUCUUUGUCCCUAAGUCAAGCCUCGGGCCGUGUCUGAUGUGUUUUUGUAAGUCUGCGGGAAUCUUUGGUUCUUGUCUAUUUCGGUCCCCUCCAAAGACGUAAACCUUGUAACUUUCCUGAUCAUGUUCUUUACAUGCCAAGGUCGAUUUUUCUUUAACCCCGUAACCUUUUUGUUUCAGACACUAAAACUGCAGCUCAGAAAUGGUCAGUCUUGAUGCUGAUAGCAGGUAACAACACCGCGAGAGCUGCUCCUCGGUCUCGGGCUUACGGAGCUUUCAUGUGGGAGUUUCAAAAUAAGGCCAAAAUAUACAUUUUAUAUAACUAAAAACUAACUAUAACUAUAAUUACCUAUCAGUAAUAAUCGGUAUCGGCCCUAAAAAAAAAUCCGUAGUCCUGUUUGAAGGUCAUGAAGAGGCGUCACCCUCAGUUCCAGACUGUUUCAACACCAGUUCAAAACUCCUCACAGGAGCUUUAAUCGGUUUUAAUCAAGUUUUAUUGAUGUGGUGAUUCAUUUGAUAUGAAUCUUCAGUAUUUCCUCUUUUCAUGAGACACAGAAACAGUCACCCGCACUGACAGAAAAACCUGUAUUUUAUCUUUUGGCUGACUUUUGCCCUCAUAUAUCCACGUUCGUGAAAGCAGGAAUAACUUCCUCUAAUUCAAAAACAACCUCAACUCUAAGACGCCUCGCAGAAACAAAAGUCGGAGUGACCUUGUGGACUUAGAGCUAUUUAUUCUAACGCAGCUUCUUCCAGCCCGACAGAGGAAGCUGUUUACAAAGUCACUGUGGUUACUAAUGUAGUGCUUCUGUGUGUGUGUCUGUGUGUGUUUGUGUGUGUGUCUGUGUGUGUUUGUGAAGUGCGUUCUGGUGCAGUAGCUCCACAUUUCCCUGACAAAGGAAAGUUAUGGCCCUCCCGAGUCAUAGAUCUCACAGAUUAUGACCGCAGGAAUGUUUUUCUGCUACAGUUUCUGUGUACAUUUUUGCUGCAGUUACACCGACACUGUGCAGUCAUGUAAAUGAUUGAUGGAGUUUUUUUCUGUUCGACGUAUUUAAAGAGAGAGAUUUCAUUUUUACAUGAAGUUGACAUGAACGCAAAUAUUGAGCUGUGAAAGUUCUUGUAGCGCUGAGAGAUCAAGCUUUUACACAACAUACAAGACAAAUAAGAAAAUAUGACUCCAGCUGUUUUGUCCUGGUUUUUAAUUCUUCUCUAAUGCUUUUUCUCAGCGCAAAGAGAAGUUUGUACAAAAUGUUUUUCAGCGUGCACAAAGAGCCAUUGUUGCAGCCACACGAUCCGCACAAAAUCUGGCCCGAACUCAAGUGUGUAAGACUCAACCUGGCUGAACCUGACCUGCAGGUUCCUUCAGAAAUUUAACCUCUUAUAUUUGAGCUCUCCGCUUCUUUUCAAAAAACAAAUACUUAGACUUGUAAAACAAUAUUUGUCAAACAUUUGACAUGUCGUAGUGAGGGAUCUUUUGUGAAAGCGACGUGUCUGCGGUUGAUUUAAGGCACCUGCUCUGAAUGACACCGUAAAUCAUUGGUCCUGAUGGUGACAGCUUCAUCAAACCUCCUCCUUCAAGAUGCUUCUGUCGGGCUGAGAGCUUCUUUCCCAACAGUGAAGUCAUAAUACAGAGCAGACCUACAGUCAGGGGUCAUAAAGUUCCCAUAAUGAAGCUGAAAUCCCAGAAUCUCGUGGGACUUCAGGAAGCUCCCCUUCAGCAUAAUUUCGUUUCAUUUCUCUCAUCAGUAGCUGAUAGAGAGGCAGCGCUUUAGCCGUGUGGUCUGUUGACGUUUUUUCCUUGGAAACAUGAGCGCAGAGAAGACUCGACUCUAACCCUACCAGCUCAGAGACUUUACGGGGAAAACAGAGGGACACUCUGUUUGUCAAUUACAUUUAUAAACUGUGGUCUUCUACCUCCAAACAGCUGAUAAGUGAUAAGAAAUGCUUUACUGUAGAGAACUGGGCUCCAGAAAUCUUAGUGGAGGUGGUUUAUGGUUAAUGGUUCACUUAAAGCAGUUCUCAUGAAAAACCAUCUCUGCGUUUUGAUUUUGCAUAUUCAUCUUUCCUUUAAAAACAGAAAACUAGAGAGGGGCCCAGGAGCAGUGCAUGUUAGCUCAUUUUAGGAUGCAAAUAACCCGAUUAAUGGCCCUUGACUUCUCGGAAGGACACAGCGCCUUCGCCUCAGAGGAAAGAAGAUAAAAACCAAAGAAAAGAUAUUCGCAGUUGUAGAUUUAGGAGGAGUCGUGAGCAUUUUUUGAAUUUUCCAGAAAGAACAAACACUCAAAAAUAUUUGUUCUGUCUUUCUUUGGCCGGAUACCGACAUUAAAAUAACAAUCCAAGCAACACCUGUUUGAUUUUAAGGGUCAUGAAAAGGUCUGCAGAGUUUCUGUGUUGACAAAAACGUGGUUUAAAACCGUGUGCUGACAUUCAAACCAAACAUACCAACGGAUUUAUUCACCAACAUGCAGAUAAUAUUAAAUAUUCAAUAUUAGGAGACAGUUUUCUGGUUUGUUAAUUAUGACCCAGGUCUCAUGUAGGGCUGCUCGAUUCAUCGAUUUUCAAUCACAAUCGGAUUAUUUUCAGUUUCAGAUGAAGAGCAAACCACUCCCUGCUGCACAGUCUGUCUGAAGGCAGUAUCAACCCGUCCACAAGGAAAUGCUAAAGUUUUGUGUCGUAUCGGCGUUUCAUCCACACGGAAACGGCGUUUGAGUUUUUGAAAACGGGUCAGAGAGUGAAUAAAUCUGUAAACGACGACCAUUUCAUCUCCGUGUGGAUGUCUAUCUGCAUCUCUGGAAACGAUCAUGUGACACACAGAGUAACUCUUUUAUGGCGCCUGAGCGUGUCCGACCAAAACAACCUUUAUACACAUGCUCUGUACUCUUCUUCUGUCUUUUGUGCAUUUCCUCUGAAGCGUUACAGCGCCACUUACUGGUUUGGCAUAUGCACUACAUCGUUAUCAGUGGUUUCGUUUUGAGAGACGAUAGAAAAACUUAUUAUUAAAGUGAAGUUUGGUGAAGUUGUCACUGAAUAAAAGAAUCUAAGUCUAAAAUUGAGUUUUCAGAGAAAAAAAUCUGGAUUUUAUUUUUGGCCAAACUUCUGCAGCCCUCCUUUCAUACAUUCAUGUUAGUCUUCUGUGCUGGUCUUGGGUUCAAAAGGAUUUAUUACUCAAAGACAGAAGAUCUUGAUAUUUGUCAGUCUGUUCAUGACCAACAGUUAAUGAAGUCUCGAGCUCUUGUUGACUCACUCAUGAGCUUCAUUUCUUUUGUGUUUUUGUUGUUUUUCGUCACCAGAAACAUCUGGUCUGUAUUUGUUGUUGUUGUCGUCUGUCCCUCCACUGAUAUCACAGAACACUGAAAGUCAGUCACUUUGUGUUGAAGUCAGUUUGUACUGAUGUUUAGCGGUUAACCCACUCUCACAGCUCGACACUCCACCAUGCACCUCCACAUGUUUUUUCAUCAUUGUUUAAAAACAGCUAAUGGACCCACACAGAGUCCUCCCUCCUGCGUUUGCUGACUCAGUGUUGAAUAUUCUGGAAAAUUAACAGCUCAUGUUAAUCACUUAGCUUAGUAAGCAGAUUGUGUAACCUGCAUGCAUCAGCGUCAAAGCACAACACAAAGUUAAAUCAAACUCUGUUUUUACCGUCAGUCCAGAGCUGCACAGGUUACCUUUAAACUGACUCGGUGCUGCAGCUCAUUUUUACUUUGUUUACUCAUUUCUCGUCUCUUGGUUUCCAUCUGGAAAUGAUAUCCAUGCGCUCAUCUUUAUGUAACUUCUGAAUCUCAAAAGUGGAGCCAUCUUUUUAAAACUUGUCCACAUUGCUGAUAUUUGACACACUUUCCCCGAGUUUCAACAGAGCAAAGAAAAAACCCUGUUUAUCAGUUUGAUCGUGGAUUGAAUACCAUGUAAAACCUCAGCUAGACCGGUUCUGUGGCUCUCUCUAUUAGAGCCGUUAUGUAAGUUUUAAAAACAUCUCGUGAGCCUUCACUACUCACUUUUUUUUCCCUUUUUAUCUCAGAUUUAUUGCCAGUACCUGCGCCCGGAGUCUCCACAUUCAGUCAGGUGUUGGACGGAGAGCUCAGCCUAAUGCAGUGCUGGAGAAAGUGUUUACAUCCAUCACGCAGGUUUGCUCUCAUUCCUGACAUGUUUCUGCUCCUUUUAGAGAUGGAUUUGGGUCGGUAAUGGAUGAUAUGCCGCAUAAUUCACGCUGUGUGUGUCAGCCCAAGAUAAAAGGAUAACAGCCCAGAGUUGUUCAGAUCAUGUGAGGAGGGGAAAAGUCAAGGUAUCAAACAAAACCUAUUCAUCUGACAUUAUGUACAUCAUACGAUCAAAGAGGGGAAAACUUUCCCGAUCGUGAAUUCCCUGAACAAAGAGGUCGAACAUCUGCACUUGUGUUAGUAAAAUCAAAUCAGUUCAGCUUUUAACACCCAGGACUAAAUCGGUUUGUUUGGUGAAGUGAAGGAACUGAGAUUGACGAAACUGUUGAGUAAGGUCGAUUCUGGGCCUUGAUUGUAACUUCACUUCGUUUGUGACAACUUGCAGUUUUCCCUGAAACUUAAAAAGCAAGCUUCACCCCUAUCUGUUUAAUAUUUGCUGACUUCACAUCCUCCCGUUGAGUCUGUUAUCUUAAGAUUGUCGGAGAUCAAAACCCAAACAGUGAAACAUCAGCAGAAUUGUGGUAUGCUAAUGCUUGUGCUUGAUACUGUAGAUGUGGUGUAAAAAAAAAAAAAAAAACCUUGGCUUUCAUCCUCGUGGCGCUCUUUGAUCCAGCCUGAGCCGUUUCCCGUUUCCUCUCUCUCCCUUUGACCAGAAUCCAGACUCUCGCCACCUGACCGGCCUCUCAAAGCAGCUCGACUGGGAGGUGCGAAAGGUCCAGCGAUGGUUCAGACACCGCAGGAACCAAGACAAACCCAGCACACACACUAAGUUCUGCGAAAGCAUGUAGGUCAAUAGCGCACAGCGGUUCUGUUUCGCGUGGCGUGAGAGUGGUGUGACACUGACGAGGUUUGGGGUGUGAGUGGACGUGUUUUCACUGAAUUUUAAAUCAUUUUCUGUGUUAUUGGGUUUAUUUUUUCUCCUUUACUUCCAGGUGGAGGUUUACAUUUUAUUUGUGCAUAUUUACAUAUGGGUUCCAAUUUCUGUGGCAGGUGGGCACACAUUUGUUUAAUUGAAAAUAUUUCGAUGGUUCAAACACGUAUUUGCACGUUUGUGUUGAACUCAAAUGUGUUUGUCUUUAGUGUCCGUGGAUGUGGGAUACUCGGCAUUGCUGGUACGGAUACCCUUAUCAGGUAUUUAACCCUCUGUCUAUGUAACACAUCUACAGCCUCGGGUUUCACCUCCAAGUUAAACCAGAAGGAUAUGAUCUUUUAAUAGUAAGACUUUGAACCUCUGUAAACUGGUGCACAGUCAGUCAUGAACUGCAGAAAAGUAGCUCUUGUUGACUUUUACCUUCUCCUUUACCUCAAUACACGCAAGCAAACAACAGCAGCAUUGUUAGCAUAUGUUGACUUUUACCUGGCUGCCUUUUUUACUGUUCCUACAAAGAUAAAAUAAGUCAUAAAAAGCAGUCAGACAAGGAACAUCAGUGCGAUGUCCUUGUGUUCCCGUUGUUUCACUCCCAUCAUAGUUAAUGGACUGUAUUUUAUACAGAGCUUUCUCUUAGCUCUUUUAUGUCUCAUUAACAAUUCACUCCACAUUCGUACUCCGCUGGCAAACAGAGGCUGUGAUGUAAAGCAUGAGUUAGUAUUAACUAAUCCCUUUACACACAGCGACCUAGAGCAGUUUGGGGUUUAAAUGUUUGGUCCCGGUGUGACCUUUUAAGUGAGAGAGGAACAACUUUACCACCGGGCCACAGCUCGAGUCUGAGUCCAGUAUCAAGUCACAAAUGGUUGAGUCUGAAGCAAGUCCGAGUCGCCAAAAAAAAAAAAUCCAAGUCAAAUCUGAGUCACCAAAAAAAAUCCUGAGUGGAUUCUGAGUCCCCUAAAAAACUCCAAGUUAAGUCAAGUCACCAAAGACAAAAAUCAGUCGAGUCCAAGUCCCCCCCCCAAAAAAAAAUUAGUCAAGUCCAAGUCACCAAAAAAAGAACCUUAGUUGAGUCUGAGUCACCAAAGAGAAAACUCACUCCAGUCCGUGUCACUAAAGACAAAAAUCUGAGUCGAGUCAAAGUCACCCAAUAAUCCAUGUCAAGUCCGAGUCACCCAAAAAAAAUCAGUCUUGUCCGAGUCACCAAAGAAAAAAAUCCCAAUCGAGUCUGAAUCACCCUAAAAACAAAAAAAUCUGAGUCGAGUCAGAGUCACCAAAAAACUCAAUCAAGUCGGAGUCACCAAAUAAAAAAAUUUGAGUCUUGUCCGAGUCACCAAAGAAAAAAAUCCCAAUCGAGUCUGAAUCACCCUAAAAACAAAAAAAUCUGAGUCGAGUCCAGGUCCAGUUCUCAGUACCCCUGUCCAAGUAAUAGAAAAGUCCCCAGAGCCAAAGCCUGCAGUCAUUAAUAUGAUGUUAUGAUUUUUUAAACCUUUUGUGUGUGUGUGUGUGUGUGUGUGUGUGUGUGUGUGUGUGUGUGUGUGUGUGUGUGUGUGUGUGUGUGUGUGUGUCUAACCCAAUACUGAGACAAAUGCAGACUUUCCUGUUGGGUCUUUUUAUCAGUCAGGUCUGUCACCGUUUCAUUGCUGUUAAAUUAGAAAUAAAUCAGAGUUUUGAAGUGAAGCUCUAACAGAUCUGAGCUGGAUAGGAUUGACGGUUUGAUCCUAUUUGAUAUGCAGGUUUGUGUUUCUAAAGAUAGACUGAUAUUAGUUUAUAUGUGAGCUGCUAUUUAAAGAGCGCUCCCUUCCUUACUUUCACUUUCAAAGGUUUCCUUCUCACUGAGCCCACACUUUCACCGAGGCUGCAGACUAAGCAAAGCUUCCCACGCCUCAUUGCUUAAGUAAAUCACUGGACCAGGAUCUUUCUCUGGACCAGGAUCUGUGUAGUGAUUAUCCUUUCACCCUCACUGUGUUGUUGUUUAAAGUGUUAUUUUUUUAAGACACUAAUAAGACACUCAUGUCAGCUGCCUCCCUGAACCUGUCCUACCAUCUCUUGUCCUUCCAGGUCAUGACCCCGGGUCUAUACCACUACUAUGUGACAGAGCUGGCCUUCUAUUGGUCACUCAUGUUCUCCCAGUUCACAGACAUUAAAAGGAAGGUAAGAAGAACUGCAGGUACUCUUGUUUCUCUUAGACCACACAGCUGCCACUCCCAGUGAAGCAUUUGUUAAUACAUCUAUUGUUCCUCAUUGGCUGUCGCAGAGAGGCUGUGUGCGGGGAUAUGCGUCUGCGCGCCUUUUUAACACAGACUGCAUGAUGCAAGAUGUGUUUUUUGUUACCAGCUCUUACAUUUGUGAUCAUUUUUGGAGGGUCACAUGGUGAUGUUUCUGUCCGGGGGGCCGGUGGGAGCGGGGCUUGGUGCUGCUCAGUCUUUGGAUUUUCAGCACGAGGGCACCCAGUGUCAUGUGAGAGCUGGAUGGAGCGGGCCUAACUCAAUUAGAAUAACAGAAAUUCCAGCGCAGGAGUUAGUUACAGCCACAGAAUGUUUAAUACAGCCAGUGAUAGGAAUGAGACACUAUAACAGAGCUGAUCCUGAGUGACAUUUACUUGUGUCUUCAUUGUUGUUCAGGAGAAUCACUGAAGGUGUUUGUUGCACUCUGCUGGUUUUAUAAGCUCAGUCUGUCUAUAUUUGGAAUAACUUUUUCUUUAACCUGAAGCAGUCUUCCACAUUUUUCUGAUAACUUUCUCCUCCCCCUCAGCUGUUUGUGUUUGAACUUCUUCAGACCCUGAGUGUUAAGUAAUGCAGCCCUCCUGAGUUUGCAGCCCACUUGUUGAAUCCUGCAAGUCUUGACAAAGAUUCAAACUCACAGAAAGGCAGACUUUACAACUCCAGUCUUUGUGUUGUGAACAUCUUUUAAUUUGCUGUUCUGUGUUUUUUUUGGGGGGUAAAUUUGACCUUUUUAUGUCAGGCUCCAUCGUUUCACUUACAAAUGUUUCAACAAAGGAAGUUCUCGCCCUCAAGGUUAAUAGAAAGACUUGGAUGAAGUUUAUUUAACCGUAGAGGUGUUAUUUAAAAACAAAUCAAAACUCCUUAUUGAUGAAAACUCUUAAAAAAUACCUUAAUCUUGACCUAAUGAGAAAUCUCUGGGUAUGCUGGUUUCAAAAAGGCACCAGAGUUUUGUGUCAUCCAAGGCUGUUCUGGACCAGCCGGACCUCUCAAAAAUACUGCAGCAUUGAUAUUAAAACAGGUUUGGCUAUUCUUAGAUAAUUAUUUUGCAAAAAUGUUGUAACUUACUGUCAAAAAUAUGCAAUAAAUGUUAAUCAGGGUAUCUGCGGGUUAGAGCUGCACGAUUUUAGCCAAAAAUAAAAUCUCGAUUUUUUUUUUCUCUGAAAACUCAAUUUUUCCAUUUUGAUUUUUUAUUCAGUGACAACUUCACCAAACUUCACUUUUAAAGUAAAAAGGUUUUCUAUCAUUUCUGACUGACUCGCUCUUGUCCUAUUUAGCCACGAAAUUAUCGCCUUCUUUUACAAACGCCAUGUUUGUUUACACUGGUGUGUGUGGGAAGGGGGAGCGCUCCUUCAGGAAGGGGGAGUCUACGGUGGCCUGGAGGCACGAGACAUGAUAGAGAGGAGAAUCGAUUUGACGAUUUUUUUUACAUUAUCAUAAUUAAAUAAUCUGAUGUCGGUUUAAAAUCGAGUAAUCGUGCAGCCCUACUGCGGGGCCUUCAAUCCAGUAAUUUGAAUUUAAGGCCUUAAAAUGUCUGAAACUCACUUAAAAUCUCAUAAAAUGCCUUUGAUACGAUUUGAAAGGUCUUAUAUUAACUUGUUCUGAUUCCCUUCAUGUCUUUUGUACUUUUUUUGCCGGUAUGGUAUAAAAAGGGUCUUAAAUUGAAUUCAUCACGGUCUAAAAAAAGUCUUAAAAAAGUCUUAAAGAGUCUUAAAUUUGACUUGUUGAAACCUGCAGAGACACCCUGUUAAUAUACAUAUAUUCAUCAACCAAACCUCAUCAUAUUAAGUUAAAUGUAGAUGUUAAAACAUUUAGGAAGAAUCCAUUUCUUAAUUCACUGCAGACCUCUCUCUGUCUGUCUCCGUGUCCACCCCUCUGUCCUCUGCUGUCAGUCCAGGUGACUCGCUGUCAGACGCACAUGUCUCUGACCUGAAGCUUCAGCUCAAGUCUCUUCAGCUGUUUGUGUUUUUGUCUCAUUCUGCUCAUCGCUGUUAAUCUUUCACCCAGAUCUGCUCUCUUUGUCCAAGUUAGGUCUCAAAAGUCAAGAGCUUCAGCUGAGUCAGAUUAAAGUUUAAUUCAGUCUCCUUGGAAAAGUCUAUAUCGAUGAAAAUCACAACAUGAUAAAAGCAGUUUCUGUUUUAUGAUGCUGCAACAUUUGACCUACCUUCUCUCUCUCCGGCUGCAACAAUCAGACCUUUGAUACAGCGUUACGUUAGCACACAGAUACAGUAACAGAUCAUAUAAACCAAAGCAAUAACUACAGGGCGGAGUGAUCAGUCGUAUCAAAGAACCGCGUCACAAUUCUUUGCAUCACUGAAUCAGUAAUGGUGUGAUUUUUUCAAUAAUAAAGCUGAAAUUUCAUCCCUCGCUGCAAACUUGAAGCUCUUUUGAACCAUUUGAAGUUAGUAAUGUGCUAUUGUAUUGACUUUUAUUUUCUAUUCUAUGUUAUUUAACUUUAUUUUAAAUCUGGUGUUUGCAUUACUGUACUAACUAAUGUGGUUUAUGCCCUGCUAUGUGCUCAGUAGGUUUAUGUCCUUGAAUCGAUCGGUAGUUUUUGAUCUAUGUUAUGUUUUCUCAGUUAUUAUAAUGGAGCAUUCAUCCUCUCAUAAGGCAGAUGUGUUUGUCGCUCACUGGGAGGUUGUUGGGCAGUUAAAUUUGUGGGUCAAACCACCACAAGAACCACAAUUCCUCUCCAUGUCCGCUUUCAGUUCUCUGUUGCAUUUCCUCUGUGGUACUCGAGUCAGAGAUGCAUAACAAAGAGGUGUCAGAAUCACUCUGAAUAACGAGGUGGGGUAGAUAUAUGAACAUGUUUUAUUGAUUUCAGGACUUCCUGAUCAUGUUCAUCCAUCACCUGGCGACUGUCAGCCUGAUCAGCUUCUCCUACGUCAACAACAUGGCGCGAGUAGGAAGCCUGGUGAUGUGUGUGCACGACGCCUCGGACUUUCUACUAGAGGUGAGUGAUGGUCGUGUCUGUGAUGUCUGUCCAAAUUUGCUCCAACUUUUAGCCCAUGCGGUGAUUCCCACUACAGAGUCAUGACCUUUUACAGCCUUGUCCCUUCUGUACAGAGACUCCUCCAGAUUUUCUGAAUCUUUAGAUGAUAUUUUGACCUUUAGACGAUAAAAUGCUUUUGGUGAUGAACCUCUACCUAUACUCUGUCAUGUUACAAACUGAGUUUAGCCGUGUGAUGUUCCUCUGGGACAUUUUUCUGUGUUUUUGUUGUCUCUGUCUGAACUUUUUUGACACUUGUUGCCUCCAUCAAAUUUACAUGGUCUGAUAUGUUUUCUUUGCUCUGUUUUCAGCCAAGUGUAAAUUUGAUAUGAUUUGGAAACCAUAAAAAUAUAUUCAUUUGAGCAUUUUACACUAAGGUGACCAUAUUCUGAAUCCUGGCGUGGAGUUGUGGAGUCACACAUAGUAAAUUUUGAGGGUUUUUCGGGUCAGGUUGUGUGUUUUUUACGCACUUCUAACUUGGUUAGUCCACACUACGCAAACUUAAAACUUCCAUACAAAACCCCGGACAUUUGAGGGAUUUUAAAAACUCCCCCAGACAGACCGGACAGCCCCGAAAAAGAGAACAUGUCAGAGUAAAAGAGGACGUAUGGUCACCCUAUUUUACACAGCGUUUCAGCCACUUUAUAACUGUGUACAGAGUCCUGAUCAAAAUGAAAGUAUAUUUGGUGAAAUGUGGCCUCUGAGUGUUUGUCACCUCUGACACUGAACACAUGGUUAAUAUAGAAACAGACAUAUAUUGUCUCAGCUUUUGUUGAUACUGCUGACACAGUGUUUAUAUGACUUAAACCCUCAUAUACGGUGAAUCCUUCUUCUGUUUGUGAUUCUGUAAAGCAUCUUUUUCCCCAAACAGUGAAGAUAAAUAGUGAUUGACCGAAAUCUAAACAUACACAGAUCAUCAGACGAAAAGCAGCUCUUCACACAUAUCUGUGAUCACGACCUUUCACAUCUGUUUCUCUCUUCUUCUACAGGCCGCCAAGCUGGCCAACUACGCUAAGUACCAGCGCCUGUGUGACUUCCUGUUCAUCGUGUUUAGUGUGUCGUUCUUCAUCACAAGACUUGUUAUAUUUCCAAUAUGGUGAGUUCACAGUGUAAAUGUCACAGCAGAUUAAACACCUCCAUGGUUUUAGCUCAUGAAUGUUUAAAGAAAAUGUAGUUUCUAAGAAAACACCUGACUGCUGUUUAGAAGAAACCCUAAAAUAAGAUUUAACAAUCAGAGGAGGAAAAACUUCCCCUCACAGUGUCUGACAGUAUUUUACACUCUGGAGAUCCCUGUCAUGUUUGGGGUUAAAGGAUCCUUCUGGAAGCGGCUCAUCCUUGACAGGGACCUGGAUGUUGAAGCUCAGCCUCCAGAGAGCCAGACAAAAGAGAGCCGAUCAUUGGUGAAAGUAACCCGAGCAGCUAUAUUCAGUGUCUUGGUGUGGAUGAGUGAUAAAGCUAGUGUUGCCGGCGCGGCUUCUCUGGACUGAAAUCCAAACCUCUGCAGGGGGAGGACGGUCUGUUGACUACCUGCUGUCACUCAGCUGGAUUUAAAGGAAGCCAUGACCUCACCUACACUCACCUGACUGACUGCACACUCAAUCCACGGAGCUCCCCUGCUGGGUUGUCACUGACGUCCAGAUGGGACUUUUAUUCUGCGCUCUUAUAAUUGGUCUCAUUAGAGAAGUGCUGACUAAUCAAACGAAGGCACAGUUUGACUUCUCGUUCCCCUCACUGGGAUAAAUUAUGCACACAUGCAUGAGUGCGCACAAGUCAAUAAUAUUCCCACUUGCCCGUGUAUUUGUCCACUUGUUUUCCAGGAUCCUGAACUCCACUAUGUUUGAGAGCUGGGCCAUCGUGGGACCGUACCCGUCCUGGUGGCUCUUCAACUCCUUACUGCUGGUCCUCCAAGUGCUGCAUAUAAUCUGGUCCUACCUCAUAGCCCGUAUAGCUAUCAAAGCCGUUCUACGAGGCAAGGUGGGUCCCUGCAGAAACCACAUCCCAAACUGUUUAACAAAGUUAAGUGUUUCAGCGGGGGGAAGAAAAGGAGAACUUUUGCACACCUGCAGCGUGGACUAUAUUUAGAGAACAGAGUGUGAGAUGUGAAGCCAGAAAACCGCCUUGAUAAGUGCUGACUCAUUGCACUGGGGGAGUCAAGUCAAGAACCGGGCUGGGAGUCAGGUCGACAGAGAGGAGACAGGAAUGAAACGAAUCUGUAAAACAUCAGUCCACCGUGGAACAGCUGUGUAUUUAAAGGGAUAUUCCGGCGUAAUAUUAACACACCGUAACACAGAGUCAGACACCCCCUCCAGAGAUGAAUGUUGGCGAUCGCUUGCUUCUCUAGUUAGACCAACUUUAGUACUGUAGCUGGGACCCUGUAUGUCCUGUUGAUGAAGUUAGGUGCUGUUCUGAGCAUUAUUUGUGUCUAUAGAGUGGCUUUUGGGUUGAGGUUUGUUCAUGACUCCUCAGACCGCCGUAUAUUUUUAUCAUGCGGUCAUUACUAACGUUGGUCUAACUAGAGAAGCAAGUGGUCGGCAACAUUCAUCUCUGGAGGGGGGGUCUAACUCGGUGUUACAGUGUGUUCGACCCUAAAUUAAUUUUACGCUGGAAUAUCCCUUUAAUUUUAUCACUUAAUAACACACAAACACACCCUGCUGUACACUGAGAGUGAGCACACACAGAUCUAUAUGUGAUAAACUUAUCACUUAAGAUAUGAAGUCCAUUUUGAUAGAUUGUUUAAGGACAGCUAAAAGAGACAGGAAACGUGGCGAGUAGAGAGAGGAGCGAAACAGGCGAGAGGCUGAGGGUGUGAGGUGAACCAGCAACCGCUGCAACAAGGACGACAGCCUCUGUAUCUGGGACACUCUAGACCAGACCAGAGGAGCCUCUUUAUAAGGUCUUCUUGGUAACCACAUAACAAACAGAGAAUAGAUCUUUGUAUUCAGUGAUUCACAGAUAAUGAGACACAGUUAUUUUACUUCUAAAGAGAGCUACUGCUGUUUUUUUUUUAAUCGAAUUUGGAUUUAUUUAAAUACUUCAGACUUUAAUUCAGACAGAGACAAAGCUCCCAAGUUCAGCUCUCUCUUACAGCAGCGAGGUGGCUGUCUAACAUGAGUCUGGUCCUGCUCAAGGUUUCUGCCUCUUCAAGGGAAGUUUUUCACUCAUGUUAGAUAAGAUGGGUCAAAUCUGUCCCAUCUCAAGGUUGGGUCUUUCUGAUUCACUGAACAAUGAGCGUGGUCUAGACCUGCUCUUUUUUUUGGAAAGCAUCUUUGGGAUAGCGACUGUUGUGAUUUGGCUCGAUAUAAAAUUUGAUUGAUUGAUUAAGCAUUUUCCCCAACAUGUUUCAUUGAUUUAUUUGAAACUUUAUUCAAUCAAAAAGUCUUAUGUUCAUGUUCACACUCCUGAGUCAAACAGUCAUCAGCUAAAGCAUCUACAAGCUGAGAGAUCUAUAUCCAACACGUCAAAUCUACUCUGAGACCAGCGUCCUCAAAACCAGACCAGAUCCAAAUCUGUAGGAGCAGCAUACCUAAAACCCUGUCCUUGUGUGGAUACAUAAAGCAAAAAUAAACCAUGUGACUGAGUCACAGAGCGAAAGACUGAAGCCUUCGACAUUCUUUAAAUUCAUAAGCAUCAAAAGUUUCUAAAGACGUGUUUUAAUCUGAUUAUUUUCUUUUGCUUGCAACAGAUCGUGUGAUAAAUACUGAUAGUUUCAGCCUCUCUGUGAUAAUCUGCUGAGAGGUCAAACAUCAUACCGAACAUGAGAAAACUUUAUUUUACAUUUUUGUGUAAGCAGAGUUAGAAAAAUAGUCCCAAACCUAAACCUCUACAUACGUUUGUAUUUGGUUUGGUCACAUCCUCAUGAAAAUAAUGUGUUUAAAAAUAAGAUAAGUGUUUGAAAGUUUACAAAAAACAUUAAUUAAUAUGAAUCCCAUCCAGGCCGAUGUCAAAGAGCACAAUUUGUACAGAAACGUUGAGCAUCACGUCACGUCCCGGCGCAGCUAUUUUUGGUGAUGAAUUUGCUGCCUCCACACUUUGACUCCCGGCUGUCCCUGACUCUGUCUCUUCUCUCUGCAGACGCUGUUUGUUUCCUCUCCCUCUGGAAUGAGAGAGGGAGAUCCUGUCUUUCUGUCUGUCUUUGUCCAAUGAGCCCCCCACCCCACUCCUUCCUUCUCCUCCUCUUCUUUCGCCUCCUCUGCUGCUCUCACUUUCUCCGUUUGCUUUGUCUGCCUGAGACCUUUCACCUUCUCUUUUGCCGCUGUAAGUUCUUGCACUUUUUAACAAGUCCUCCUCUUCUAACAGUUUUAUGUUAUUCUCUAUGAAGGUCAGAUUAAUUGAACAGCUGCUGUUUUUGAUUCACUCUCUAACUCAGCACUCAGAGCAGUCAGAGUCGUAUAUGAUGAGAAGUGUGGUAAUAGAGGCGUGAAUGUCAGGUAUGUCCAACUGUUUCUCAUUAGGGAGGCGUGUGUUCAGAUUGUACAGCACCACCACCCUGUGGUUAUGAUGAACAUAACUCAUUUACAUUAAUAUUGUAGAGCAGGAUUUCUUAGCAGGGGAAAAUGUCUUUAAAGUGAUGAUUUAUUCCAACAGAGCAGCAGGAGCAUGCUGGAUUUGACAUUUUAGCAUGAAGUUAUAAAAUACCUCAAAGUCCACUAACCUUUUUUUUCUUUUGCUUUUGUCGAGCAAUAUAAAGCCAAAUAAUAACUCACACCAAACAGCUUUACUCAGGGGUCAGCUGGUAAAGUGUCACAUUAAAAGGUAGUUCAGACAAGUUUCCCAGAGCAAAGCUGUUGUAAAGCCAAUAAUCAAAAUGUCAUAUUAUAGAAUGAUAAAAAUGUCACAGUAUAAUUCAAUAAAAAUAUCAAAGUCCAGUAUGUUAAGAGUGUCAUAGUGAAGUAUGAAAAAAUAUCAUAGUAUAGAAGAAAAGAUUCAUAGUGUAGUAUGAUAAAAAUAUUAUAUAGUAUGUAAAAAAUUGUCACAGUAUAGUUUGAUAAAAAAAAAAAUCCUAGUAUAAUAUAAUAAAAUGUCAUAGUAUAAUAUGACAAAAUAAUCACAUUAUAGCAAGGAAAAAAUCAUAGCAUACUAUAAUAAAAAUAUCAGAUAAUAGUAUGAAAAAAAUGACAACAGUGUCAUUAAAAUGUCACAAUUACCACAUAGUAUGAUAAAAUAAAUUGUCAUAGUAUAGUAUGAUAAAAAUAUCACAUUUUAGUAUAGUAAAAAAAAACUUUUUAGUAUUUAAAAAAAUGGUCACAGUCUAUUAUUAAUAAAAUACCAUUGUAUAAUAAGGUAAAAAUGUCAUAGUAUAGUAUGAGAAAAAUACCAUACUGUGGUAUGAUAAAAAUAUAGUAUAGUUUUAUAAAAAAAAAAUGUCAUAGUAUAGUAUGAAAAAAGUUGCUGAGCGGCGAUCCUCAAGGGAACAAGAGAGAAACCUGGGACCAAGACCAAACCACCUUUAACCAUGUACUGGUAACGGAAUGAAAGUAUCUAUGAUGUUGCCUUUAAUAGUUAUGGGCUAUUUAAAAAAAACUUUAUUCAAGUGAUUGGCAUUGUCUGAGGCCUUUAUAGCAAGAUCAGACAAAAAAAUUUAAGUGUUGAGGGUUAGGUUUUGGGUCAGGGGUUAGGUUUUAAAUCACCGUCCAGGACCUAUUUAGGAGCACAAUUCAGACCAUUUGUAGUCGAUAGGUACAAAAAAGAAAAUUAGGAAAAAUGUCCAAAUUUAGGGGGUUUUUAAGUUGAAAAACUUGAAAAAGGAAAUCAUUUUUAAUAUGAGACACAUUUGUAAAACAUAGACCAAAACAAAGAUGUUCAACAAGGCCUUCAAGCUUCAAUUUUAAGGAUACAAAAAAAGUGAACUCAAUGAUUCAUGGACGAACAUUUUGCACCUAAGAGAUAACACAUACUAGCGUUUUCAAGUUGUGUGUACAUUUUACUUUCACUUUUGCAGUUUUAUAACAUCUUGCAAUUUUUUUUUGAUGUUUCCUUCUUCAUCUUCCUUCCAGGUGUGCAAUGAUGUCCGCAGUGACAUCGAGAGCAGCUCAGAGGAAGAGCCCGACACGCCCUCAGAUGGCCUCAGAACCUCUCCUCACUCCAACAAAGGCGAGAACGGCACUAACGGCCACUGCGCUGCUGCUGCUGCUGCUAAAGCCAGAGUGCAGAACCACAGCAGCUGGUGACACGGGGCCUGAUGCUGGGGCCCCCUGCAGUCCGUCCCUUGUGUGUUGCUGUCUUAUGACAUUCCCACGACAUGCAAGGCUCAUGCCCACACACAGAAACACACCCUGCUAUACACUGACAGUGAGCGCACACAGAUCUAUAUGUGAUGAACUUGUGGAUGAAGAGACGCUGACAUCAGCUUUGAGGAGCCCUGACAGCGCCUCCGGCUGACAUGUAAAAGCUCAAAUGAGAUGGAAAUCAGUUGAAGCAAAUGAUUUGCGUAGCUUUACGUUUUUUCAAAUGAUGGGAUUUAUUUGCUGCCAGAUGUUUGUUGGUUUCAAUGUUCUCUCCCAGUUUUAUUGGUCAGAUGAACUUGAUUAAAUUUGUGCUGAGGGUUGUUUCACACUGUGUCAGAAAAGGCAGAAAACUACUGCUCAGGAGGCUCAAACUUUGAAGUGUGUUGCAUUGAAGAGCAGGUAUUGAAUUAAAAUAAAUAUUUAAGCUGUGGUUUUCAUCAGCUCUUAAACAAAGGCACCUGCUGUGUGUGUGUGUGUGUGAAGAACAGCACAAUACAAAGGCUGAAUCAGCAGUUUUUCUGCCUUUCUUUGAUGACUGUGGUUUGAACCCUCGGACACAUCGUUUGUGAUUCGUUUAUUUCUGUUUUACUGUUUUUUACUACGACUUCUGAGACCAAAUGUGUAUGAAAUUGUUUGAUGUCACUGCCUAUAGAGGAAUCCAGGUAUAAGGACUAUACCAAAUGUCUGGUAUUAUGUUCUCACUUGAGUGCCUUGUAAAAAAUAUAUUUCCAAAUAUACUCUGUUGAAAAAUCACUUCCUUUGUGGCCUACUUUUCUACAUAAAAACUACAAAUUAC
This is a messenger RNA of Xyrichtys novacula (pearly razorfish), 31828 nucleotides long. The record is from the annotation of a GenBank genome assembly. NCBI's taxonomy places the organism in Eukaryota, Metazoa, Chordata, Actinopteri, Labriformes, Labridae.